Molecule: messenger RNA, 2773 nt
Organism: Papilio machaon (common yellow swallowtail)
Lineage: Eukaryota; Metazoa; Arthropoda; Insecta; Lepidoptera; Papilionidae
Product: protein LSM14 homolog B-B
Exons: 9
Coding region: 113-1693 (526 amino acids)
Biological process (GO): cytoplasmic stress granule assembly; P-body assembly
Cellular component (GO): P-body
Molecular function (GO): mRNA binding
Source: RefSeq, a predicted model, not a curated record
GCUGCGCUUGUUGCCAACUUCCCGUCAGUCAUUUUAUUUGCUCACUAUUAGAUCGCGGUCGACAAAUCAGUAAAAAUCUUUGUCAUCUGCAAGUAAUUUUAAAAGUGACAAAAUGAGUGCUGGAAUGCCUGAAUUGGGCUCUAAAAUAAGCCUAAUAUCGAAAGCUGACAUCCGCUAUGAAGGUCGUCUUUUUACCGUCGAUCCUCAAGAAUGUACCAUCGCUUUAGCUAGCGUAAGGUCAUACGGUACUGAGGAUCGUGAGACGCAAUUCCCUGUGGCACCACAGACUCAGGUGUAUGACUACAUCUUAUUUCGUGGAUCUGACAUCAAGGACAUUCGUGUGCUGAACAAUGUCCCCACUAUCGCCAACGACCCUGCCAUCAUGCAGAUGUCUGUGCCUCCGUCUCUCACUCCUGGCAGUACUCAAGGACAGUAUGGAGGACAAUUCAACCACCCGGUGGUGGGUCAGGCGGGGCAGCAAUAUGCCCAGUACCACCCGAUGUCAGGAUUCCCCACCAGUGUUCACGCUCAGCUCAACAAGACUAGUGAGUUGUCUCCACAAGCUUCAGUGGACCUGGCGCCACAGCCCCAGCCAGCUACCGCUCCAAUAGGAUCCGGAGUGAUUCACCAUGGCAACCAAGUGAAAGACCAAGGCUCAAUGCUGGAUCUCAUUGGAGGUGGAUGUCAACAAAAUAAUUCGCGCUCGGGAACUCCUGCUGGCCACAGGAAGAGUCCAACUGCUGACCAGGGUACUCAGGUGGGUUCGGUAGCGAGUGGUUCUGGGCAGCGCGACAGGGGGCGCGGCGGGGCGCAGAAGGCGGGACAGCAGCGCGCGCGGCCCAACUCGCGCACCCGCCAGCGCCUGCCCAGCGGGGGCUCCGCUGGUGCCCCCACCACUCAGCCGCAGCCCGCCGCCCCUGUGCAACAACAACAGCAGCAGCAAAUGCAACAGCAUAACCACCGUCAACCAGCGGGUGCGUAUGCUGGUCAGAACUAUGGUCGCGGUGGGUGGCGGGGCAGAGCGCGCGGUCGCGGACGCGGUUUCGUGCCGCGUAAUAAGAACACGCUCAAGUUCGAAAAUGACUACGACUUUGAGCAGGCCAACACCGAAUUUGAAGAGCUGCGCAGCCAACUUACCAAGACCAAGAUAUCCGAGGGAGAGACCAAAGUUGAGGUCGACGUUCAAGGUGAAGUUGAUAAGAAAGAUGAUUCUGGCAACGAGACAGGCGCGGGCGAGCCCGAAGUUGACGAGGAUCCUUCUGGCUUCACCGGCUAUGAUAAGAACAAGAGCUUCUUUGAUAACAUCUCCUGUGAGGCUGUUGAAAGGUCGAAGGGACGCAGCCAGAGGACGGACUGGAGGACAGAGCGCAAGUUGAACUCUGAGACGUUCGGAGUGGCAUCGGCGAGGCGCGGCGCAUGGCGCGGCCGGCCCAACUGGCGACACAACAUGCACAACAUGCACAAUAUGCACAAUAUGCACAACAUGCACAAUAUGCACAACAUGAACAACCAACAUCACCAGCCCAUGUCGUACUUCCCCAGCUGGCGGGCGAUGCGAGGUGCGCGCGGCCGCGGCGGCAGCACCGCCAACACGCGCCGCCCCGCAGCGCCCGCGCCAGCGCCCGCUGCGUCUGCUGCCCCCGCGCCUCCACCAGCUCAUACCGCGCAGCCCGCCACCGCAGCUGCGAAGUAGUUUGGCGCCGGGAGAAGUCGGAGGGAGAAACACUGGAUUUUAAUUUAUUAUCGCAUGGACUGUUCGCUGAGCAAAUAAGUAAUGGAAAAGUGUCUGGUGAUUGUAGUGUGGUUAUUUAAUCCGUUCAUGAUUGUGUGAAAUGUUUGCGGGAAAAUAUUAUUUAGGUAUGUGAAUUUAAGAUGUCGGACAUUGCUAUGGUUUGAUAGUGUUGUAUCCAAUAAAUGGAAGGUGUCAGAUUGUAUUCCCGCAAUAGAACAAAGCAUCAACGUCCAAAUGUUUGCAGAUUUUAGUGCGGCGGCGAGGUGAGUGAAAUGUGUUCACUAUUUUGGGCAGUUUAUAUUGACGUCAUUAAAUUUUGACACAUGUUUAUAGAAGCUAUGUUAGGCAAAUGUUUCUGUGAUUCUGGAUGCCGGAAGGUCUGUCUCAGGAGGUCAUGUACGCUGCCUCCGUUAAAGUUUAAAUAUUUUUCUUUAUGCCCAAUACAGUAUAUUUUAAUAGCUUCAUACGUUAUCCAGUUGUGCCUAAACAUGAUUUUAGAUUGUUAAACAUAUGUUAUCAUAGUUUCCAAAUUCAUUGCAUUUUUCUAAUUUUUAAUGUUUAGUGAAACUGAGCGGCAGUCCUACAAAUUGUACAGUUAACUUAGUGAAUUUGGCUUAUCGAGAUACCUUUGAGCGGGUUCAGAUUGCUCUGCAGGCCAGAUAACUAACGAAUUUUGUAGGUAGAUUAAUAAAAACUACUCAAGGUGUCUUUGGCUUUAACUUAGAAAUUACUCAAGUGAUUUGUUGACUGUCAUUUUAUUGUUAGAUAUUAAAUGUGACGUAGGACUGCUGAAUGUUGGAGCUGUUGUAGCCAAUGUUGUAAAGUGUCAAUAGACUGGGAACUAUCAGUGACAUUUUGUUGUAAAGUUAUGCUGUCACAUUUAAGGCUAAUUACUGCCAAUCGUAAUGUUAGCUCCAAAAAAUUAAGUGUUACUACACUUUAUAUUUUUAGUAUUUUCAAAAUCUUCAAUAAGGAAAUGGGACUGUUUUAAUUUGUCUGAAUAAAUGGUGAAAAGAUUUUGUAAACUUGAGAUAUUUAAAA